CACUCAUUGCUUUGUGCCUUCCUGUCCAGCCUCCUGAACCCUGGAAUCUGGACCCUGUACCUGCUGCCUUUCCUGAACCAACUUUACGAUGUGGUGUGGCGAACAGCAAUGUGACAAGAUGACAGUGAAGAAUGCUCGUGUUGGAGCGAGGAUCUCCCCGUCUCUCUCUGCUCUGUGAAAGGAUCCACUGAUGAAGAGUCGUGCAGGGAGGUGGUGCAGCUGCAGCCUCCUCCUCCCCCUCCUCCUCCUCCUCCACAGGCCUCAGAUGGCUGCUGCCUGUGUUCAGCUCCUGUUGGCUGCCACCGUGUGGAAGAUGCCUCACAUGGGAGCUGCUGCUGCAGCCGCGUUGUCGAGCUCCACAGAGCUGCUCAACAUGACCGGAGCUGGAGCUGAGACAGACUUCAGGAUGCUCAGUGGAGCCGUCAGCAGACGUAAACGAGCCAUUUCAUCCAGAGAGAUCAGUGCUCUGCUGGAUUAUCACAACCGGGUCCGCUCUCAGGUUUUCCCCCCCGCAGCUAAUAUGGAGUUCAUGCUCUGGGACGAGGGGCUCGCUAAGUCAGCUGACUCCUGGGCUUUACGAUGCGUUUGGGAUCACGGUCCGACGCAGGCUAUGAGAUAUUUGGGCCAAAACCUGUCAAUCACUUCAGGAAGGUACCAGUCCAUCACUGAUCUGGUCCGGUCCUGGUACAAUGAGAGGCAUCACUUCUCCUACCCGAACAGAUGCAGUGGAUCAGUGUGCUCUCACUACACUCAGAUGGUGUGGGCGAGCACCAACAGAGUGGGAUGUGCUGUCAGGAAGUGCUCAAACAUGUACGUGUUUGGAAGCACAUGGAGGGAGGCAACGCUGCUCGUCUGCAACUACUCUGUAAAAGGGAACUGGGUCGGAGAGGCUCCCUAUAAAAGCGGAAAACCUUGCUCUGUCUGUCCGUCCAGCUAUGGCGGCUCCUGCUGGAGAAACCAGUGCUCACCAAACACAAAGCACAGGACACUUAAAAGAUAUUAACACAACAUGUGGUUUUAAAUGUGUUUAAUGAGAGUAAAGAAGUCACAAUACAUUUAAAGUCAAGUUUUAACCCACAUGAGGGCUGCAGCUGAUGCAGCUGUCCAGUUAUAUUAAUGAAUGUUUCACACACAGGUGAGUUGGUGUGGUUGUAUGUACAGUGUAUGUUUAUUUUCAUUGCUGUUGGUCACUAAUAUAAUAGUACUGAACGCCAAAGAAAUGUUUGCCCAUUUGUAUACUUCUUGAAGACAUGAUGGAGAGUUUUUGCACUGCUAGUGAUUACUGUUUUUGAUGCAUUAACCAAAAAUAAAGCACUUUUGUUGUACAGAU
Messenger RNA from Epinephelus moara (kelp grouper), 1330 nucleotides. It is a transcript of the gene r3hdml, whose product is annotated as R3H domain containing-like. The record is from RefSeq and is a predicted model, not a curated record. Lineage: Eukaryota; Metazoa; Chordata; Actinopteri; Perciformes; Serranidae. The transcript has 8 exons. Bases 191 to 1003 code for a protein of 270 amino acids.